This is a messenger RNA of Xiphophorus hellerii (green swordtail), 881 nucleotides long. RefSeq names its product twist family bHLH transcription factor 1b (gene twist1b). Gene Ontology annotation, molecular function: RNA polymerase II transcription regulatory region sequence-specific DNA binding; DNA-binding transcription factor activity, RNA polymerase II-specific; protein dimerization activity. The record is from RefSeq and is a predicted model, not a curated record. The transcript is spliced from 2 exons. Gene Ontology annotation, biological process: regulation of transcription by RNA polymerase II; developmental process. The coding region runs from base 186 to 695 and encodes 169 amino acids. Lineage: Eukaryota; Metazoa; Chordata; Actinopteri; Cyprinodontiformes; Poeciliidae.
UUUACUACAUGUAGCCUAUAAGAAGUUCUUAAGUUUCUCAACUAACAGAAGAGUUUUUUCCUCCAAGGAACCUAUUUAUGGAUUGUUUUGCGGUGGAUCUUCAGGUGGACCAUCUCCCAGACUUCUCAUGAGAGGGGAGUGAAUUCUCGGACCCCUCUCUGGCCCUACGUCUUCUCAGGUGGGAGAUGUCUGAGGAAAAUCUGGGGGAAGAGUCGGGAAGCUCCCCCGUCUCUCCUGUGGACAGCCUGAGCAACAGCGAGGGGGAGCCGGACAGGCAGCCGAAGAGAGGCGGCGGGAGGAAGCGGAGGACGAGCAGGAAAAGCGGGGACGACUCGGACAGCCCGACACCGGGGAAAAGAGGGAAGAAGUCCGGCAGCAGCAGUCCCCAGUCCUUCGAGGAGCUCCAGUCGCAGCGGGUGAUGGCCAACGUCCGGGAGCGACAGAGGACCCAGUCCCUAAACGAGGCGUUCGCGGCCCUGCGGAAGAUUAUCCCCACGCUGCCCUCGGACAAACUGAGCAAAAUACAAACCUUAAAACUCGCUGCCAGGUACAUCGACUUCCUCUGCCAGGUGUUGCAGAGCGACGAGCUGGACUCCAAGAUGUCAAGCUGCAGCUAUGUGGCUCAUGAGAGGCUGAGCUAUGCCUUCUCCGUGUGGAGGAUGGAGGGAGCUUGGUCCAUGUCUACAUCUCACUAACAUCUGGAGACUUUUUAUUAUUAUUAUUAUUAUUCCUUUUGCCCAAAAUGGUGACUGCUGAAUCUAUGAAAUUCUGAAGGGAUAUUCUGGAGGAGUCCAAUGCUGGAAACAUGGGAUCAACCAAACCAAAGACGACUCUGUGGCUCUGCAUGCAUGAGGACUGUGUGUGUAUAUAUAUAUAUAUAU